CAGCGGGCGCAGAGCCGCAGAUACGAGGUGGUGCCCACAGCAGCCCUGCUGAAUGCAUACCAGAUCCACACGCUGACAGCAACAGCCGACAUGCGGUGGGUGUUCAGCGGGGGCGCCGACGGGUACAUCAAGCGGUGGGACUUUGCAGCGACCAUGAACGGCCGGCAGAUGAUGACGCAGGGGCAGCGGCAUGCGCACGUGGACAGCGUCUCCAAGGCCGGCGUCAUGGCUGGGUACUGGGAGCAUUCGGACAACGACGUGCUGUCGCCGGUGUUCAGCAUGGACGUGCAGGCCCAGGCGCUGUGGCUGGUGUCGGGCAUGCAGAGCGGCCGCAUUGCCCUGUGGAGUGUGCGCCAUGACGAGGGCCGGAAGCUGCACGUGCUCAGCAAGCACCGCCAGCCCGUGUCGGUGCUGCGCAUUUCCCCCGAUGAGCGCGGCCUGGUCAGCGGCGCCUGGGACCGCGCUGUGCUGUACUGGGACCUGGACUCGGGUCGCCUGGCCCGCAGCUUUGCCGGCCACGCCUCGCAGAUCAGCAGCAUUGCCUUCCAGCCCACAUGGGAUGCUGCCAAAUACAAUGCCUUGAAAAACUCCCCAGCAGACGACUCGCAGGCGCCAGCAGAGAACGAGGGCUUUGACUUCAAGACGCCCAGCCCCGUGCUGAUGACCGCCAGCAUCGACGGGCAGUGUCUGCUGUGGGACGUACGCAUGCGCGCUGCAUUGCCGCACCGCUUCGAUCCGCCGCCGCGCACCCCGCCCUGGGCUGCCUCUGCGUGCUGGAGCCCCGAUGGCAAGCGCAUCUUCGUCGGCCGCCGCAACAACACUGUCGACGAGUACGAGUUCAACCAGGGCAACCAGCCCGUCCGAUCCCUGCGCUUGCCGCCCAACUCGGGCCCUGUGACCGCGCUGGCUGCUUUGCCCAACAACCGCAGCCUGAUCUGCUGCUCCACCGAUAACGUGCGCAUGUGGGAUCUGGAUGAGCAGAAGGGCGUGCGCUUUAUGGUCAUCCCGGGCCACCACGGCAGCACCGUGUCGUGUGCCUUGGUCGACGAGGCUGCGCGCUUCAUGGUCACUGCCUGUGGGAACCGCGGGUGGGAUGGCGUCAGCAACAACGUGUGCUUGUGCUAUGAGAUCGAGAGCGUG
Linderina pennispora is the source of this 1140-nucleotide messenger RNA. RefSeq names its product WD40 repeat-like protein. The annotation marks the transcript as partial. Gene Ontology annotation, molecular function: protein binding. The transcript has a single exon. Lineage: Eukaryota; Fungi; Kickxellomycota; Kickxellomycetes; Kickxellales; Kickxellaceae. The record is from RefSeq and is a predicted model, not a curated record.